This is a messenger RNA of Hordeum vulgare subsp. vulgare (domesticated barley), 647 nucleotides long. RefSeq names its product anaphase-promoting complex subunit 7-like. The coding region runs from base 71 to 607 and encodes 178 amino acids. The record is from RefSeq and is a predicted model, not a curated record. Gene Ontology annotation, biological process: cell division. Lineage: Eukaryota; Viridiplantae; Streptophyta; Magnoliopsida; Poales; Poaceae. Gene Ontology annotation, molecular function: protein binding. The transcript is spliced from 3 exons.
CAAAAUUCGUAUUUGGUUGGAUUCUAUUUUUCAUUCUUUGUUAUCCAGGCAGUAGGCUUACUGUUUGCUUAUGUUCUUUAAGGGGAAUCUCCAUCUUUCAUUGAAUCGAUUAGAUCUGGCAGUAACAGAUUUCAGGGGAGCUCAAGAACUAAGGGCUGAUCUUCGCUCUUAUCAAGGUUUGGUGCGUGCUUAUCUAGCACUUUCCAAAUGCAAAGAUGCACUGUUCACUGCACGUGAAGCAAUGAAGGUUAUGCAUCAGUCUGCAAAAACUCUGAAGCUAGUUGGUGAUGUGCAUGCCAUCAGUUCCACUGGGAGAGAGAAGGCAAUAAAGUUCUACGAAUCUGCUAUUCGUCUCGAACCUGGAUUUCUCGGAGCAGCAUUGGCAUUGGCUGAUUUGCAUGUUGCUGAAGGACGGAAUAAGGAGGCUUUUUUGUUGCUUGAAAGAUAUCUAAGACAAUGGGCCGAUGAUUCUCUACAUGUCAAGUUGGCCCAAGUAUUUGCAGCAACAAGUCUGCUUUCUGAUGCACUCUCCCACUAUCAAUCUGUACUAAGGUCCGUACACUUUCUCUUGGAGUUGAAACUACGAAAUAGCAACCCUAAGUUGUAGGAAGGCUUCAUGCUGGAUCAUGUAUUUCCCCACCCUCUCA